CUCCAACCCUUCUGCCUACCAGCGUAAAGUCAUGGCUGCUAAGGAUCUCGUUGAGUCGACCAUUUCUGGCAACCAGAUUGCCAUCUUCUCUAAGAGCUGGUGCCCAUACUGCAAGCGUGCGAAGCAACUCCUCACCACGAAGUUCCCGGGCGUCCCUACGAAGAUCCUUGAGCUCGACGAGCUUGAUGAAGGAAGCAGCAUGCAGGCCUACCUCGCCCAGAAGACUGGCCAGAGGACUGUCCCCAACAUCUUCAUCAACCAGAAGCAUGUUGGCGGCUGUGAUGACGUGGUGAGUCUCGACUCCAGUGGCAAGCUAGCGGGUCUCGUUGGGGCGUGAGCAGCUCUGUGUCUUUUCGUGGCCGGGAGAAACUUUUGACGUUCACUAUCGCCGCUAUAUAGUACUUUUUCCCCAUCACGGUUGUAGACUCUGGAUUAGUUGUUGUGCAAUACCCUUUUGACGGACAAUAUUUGAUUGUGCGCGAG
Messenger RNA from Laetiporus sulphureus 93-53, 483 nucleotides. Its product is annotated as glutaredoxin. Gene Ontology annotation, cellular component: cytoplasm. Lineage: Eukaryota; Fungi; Basidiomycota; Agaricomycetes; Polyporales; Laetiporaceae. Gene Ontology annotation, biological process: cellular response to oxidative stress. The coding region runs from base 32 to 337 and encodes 101 amino acids. The transcript has 4 exons. Gene Ontology annotation, molecular function: glutathione disulfide oxidoreductase activity. The record is from RefSeq and is a predicted model, not a curated record.